AUGCCCACAACCACACCCAUCACCCCGACGCCCGCCCCAAAAGUGUACAUCGGCGACCUCAACAAACUCAACCUGCUGCACGCCCUCUGGCGCUGCUCCCACCCACUCCUCGACCACCCCGACCUCCCCACCCAGCCCGUCUUCAACAAAGAGCUCGCGCUGCGCGCAGCCAGGGAGACGGACUGGACCUUCACAUACGUGCAGGGGAGGCUCAUCCGCGCGGAUCUCGCAGGAGCCGAGGCGGAUCCGUCGGGGUACGAUGCGUGGAAUGGCCAGGGCAGCUUUAGGAGGAUUGCGGUGGGCGUGAGUAUGUUGGGUGCGGACUUUGAGGGCGGGCUUGCGCGGGCGGGCCUUGCGAGGGCUAGGCUUGUUGGGCCAGCAUCUGGUCCUGGCUCUAAGGCUGCGGCUGAGGCUGCGGGUCCUGCGUUGAGGUUUCCUGGUGCUAACUCUGCUGCUAGCGUUGGAAAUAAAAGAGGACAGAAAGGUGGGUUUCGGCGACGGGUUGCUCGGUUUUUCGCAUGA
Messenger RNA from Aspergillus mulundensis, 522 nucleotides. RefSeq lists its product as uncharacterized. The transcript has a single exon. The record is from RefSeq and is a predicted model, not a curated record. NCBI's taxonomy places the organism in Eukaryota, Fungi, Ascomycota, Eurotiomycetes, Eurotiales, Aspergillaceae. The coding region runs from base 1 to 522 and encodes 173 amino acids.